AUGGCGCAGGCGGAGCGCGAGCGCAUGAGCGUGACGGACAGGAUCAACCUCGUCUCGCUCCACCUCCCCUCGAGCUCGCUCCCGGACCUCCCGCCCGCGCUGCACACCACCAAGCGCCUCCCGGCCCGCCUCAUGCCGGCCCUCAAGCGCGCCUGCAACCUCGCCGCGCCCCGCCCGGGCGCGCUGCGCGCUCGACGGCCUCCGCCCGCGCCCGGACGUCCUCCUCUACGACUUCUUCGCCCAUCGCCUCCGGAACGCGCGCGGGUGCCGGCCGUGCACUUGAGCACGUGCAGCGCCGCCGCCACGGCCUUCUUCGCCCAUCGCCUCCAGAACGAGCGCGUCCCCCGCGCGUUCCCGUUCGAGGCCAUCAGCCUCGGCGGCCCCGACGAGGACGCCAAGUACACCGCGCUGCUCGCCAUCCGCUGA
Lolium perenne is the source of this 426-nucleotide messenger RNA. The record is from RefSeq and is a predicted model, not a curated record. Lineage: Eukaryota; Viridiplantae; Streptophyta; Magnoliopsida; Poales; Poaceae.